CCGAUGUCCAUAUCGGUUUGGUGUCGAUGGAUAACCGCGGCUCUUUCUUCUUCCUCUUGAUCGUCUUUUAUCUUCUUCUCAGCUCACAGAGCCGGCCUCCACUAGUCGAUCAGAGCCGGGAACAUCAGCGAGAGGUUGAUGGGGAACGAAAUGCGCUUCGCCGUCUAAAUGAGUCGAAAUAUGGGGAUCUCAACCCCCAGGCUGGCCGAUGGCUUCCCUUUGCGGGUGUAAGGGAAAACGAUAGCUAUGCAUGGGAUCUCCUGCCGCAAGCUCAGGAUAUGGCGCGUCAUCAGAUCCAAUCUGUCAUCUCGAAUUCUGGACUGGAACCAUCCACGAAUUUAGCUCCCAAUCUAACCCAGAUGCUCCUCCCCGUCUAUCGCAAUGUGACGGGAAAGCUACGCGGUGACUGGGUGCGGCAUAAGCAGGACAGAGCUCCCCCUCAACUUAAUAUGACGGCGAUUGCUCUGGAAAACGAAUAUUUCACCCACGAAUUCAGUUCAAAUGUUACCGGCAAUAGUGGCACUUUCUACCUGGAUUUAAGGGAAGGUGGGGGUGAAGAGCUCCGUUUAGGUGACGGUCAGAUUCGGGAGAUCAGGGCAAGCUUAGCCGUUGAAAGUGAUGACUUUUGGGGGAACACAUGGUAUCUCAGCUUGGUCGGUCUUCAUUUCCCGGAGACCGGGGGAAUUAUUCUUAGUACGACGAGUGAGAAAUUCGAGGGAUUGUUUUCAUUGCCUCAUUUCGCGCUUUCACAAGAUUCCUACGAACUGGCCCACCAGCUUCUAAUCAAGUCACUUUCCGAUACAAUGUCUGAAAAGAGCCAUCAGCCCACACUUUUCCCAUGGUCUUCAAUCAUUGGAACCGAGCAAGUCGAAUUCCCCGCUCCAAAAUGCGAGCACAUCGUUUAUCUACAACAGCAUCCAGUAGCAAUCAAUGACUAUUUGGCCGACCCACCUGUCAUUGAGGAGAUUGAGAAGGAACUCAGGUACCCCAUAGGAGCACCAAUCCCACCACCUCCACCUACGGUCAUGUCGGCAGUGGUGUUUUCUCCUGAUUGUGGGUAUAUCCUGGAGACAAAGAGCACUCCUGAUUAUCCGCCUUCCGAAACGUUAUAUCUGUCGGGUCCAAAGCUGGAGGAACUUGCCAAAUAUUCUGCUCGCCUGGUUCUUAUGGUUUGCUGUAUUUUUGUGACGCAAAUAACACUGCUCUUGCGCCAAAUUAAAGAAGCCUCCACACCCUCUACGAGGAGUCGCGUCAGCUUCUAUACAAUUGCCAUAAUGGCAUUUGGAGAUGCGUUUGUGCUUGUCUUCAUUCUCCUAGAACUUUACCCAGCAGUGUCUUUCCUUCUUAUGUCGACUGUCUCAUUCCUCACUUUUCUUUCAGUCAGCUAUAUUGGAAUGAAGUUUAUGAUGGAAAUAUGGGCAGUCCAAGAACCUGAGCGGCAAGACCGUCGCCCCAGCCCGCCAAUUUCGAUUGCACGUCCGACAACGCUGCCUUUACCUGCGACUGCGGCAAGACCAGGAGACACUGGCGCACCGCCUGUCAUUCUAACUCCUGAUCAAGACCCCCCUGAUGACGAAAACGAGACACCUGCAAACCAGGCUACUGCACCGGCUGUUAGAGACCCUCGCGGUGAUGUCGGAGCCAUGUAUGCGCGAUUCUAUUUCAUUCUAUUUGUCAUGCUUAUUGUCACGAUCUGGUCUUUUAUCUGGCCAAACCGUCUAAAAACAUUGUACGCUCGGUGUCUCGGGUUUAUCUACCUUUCAUUUUGGUCACCACAGAUCUACCGCAACGUCAUCCGGAAUUGCCGCAAAGCCCUGCGGUGGGAUUUCAUGGUCGGUCAGAGUAUAGUUCGGUUGUUCCCGUUCGUGUACCUCCUGACUGUACGUGGCAAUGUACUCUUUAUUCGCCCUGACUCGACAACCGCUUUCGUUAUGGCAGCCUGGGUUUGGAUCCAAGUCUGGAUCUUGGCUAGCCAAGACAUCCUUGGCCCGCGCUUCUUCGUCCCUCGAGGCUGGGCGCCACCGGCUUAUGAUUAUCAUCCUAUCCUGCGCGAGAAUGCUGGGACAGAUGAGGAUCUUGAGUCUGGCGGCAUGUUGCCCAUUGGGGCUCUCCGGGCUGAUGAAAGAGAUGUUGCCAGCGAGAGCAAAGAACAGGAUAAACAUCGACCCAAGGACAAGAAAAAGGCCGUUUUUGAUUGUGCGAUUUGCAUGCAAGAGAUGGAGGUCCCCAUCCUCGCGGCACUGGGCGCGGCUGGGGGCAGUAGCGUGGCUGAUGGGGCCUCGAGCAUCCUAAGUCGUCGUACAUACAUGGUCACUCCUUGUCGGCAUAUAUUCCACAGCACCUGUCUUGAAAGCUGGAUGAGGCUGCGAUUGCAGUGUCCUAUCUGUCGUGAAUCUAUCCCUCCUGUAUAGAGCAUGAAGAUAAAUAUGUAAUGCUAGUGCAGUUAUGCAUGAAAUGAUAAAUACUGUUGCCCUCUAUACCGGGGAAUG
Molecule: messenger RNA, 2489 nt
Organism: Aspergillus wentii DTO 134E9
Lineage: Eukaryota; Fungi; Ascomycota; Eurotiomycetes; Eurotiales; Aspergillaceae
Gene: dscA
Product: ubiquitin-protein ligase dscA
Exons: 1
Coding region: 27-2411 (794 amino acids)
Source: RefSeq, a predicted model, not a curated record